GAGAAGAGAUCAGGUAGCAGGACUUGCAGCUCAACUGGGGAAGCUCACUGUAGUUUCUUUUUGCCCUUUGCCAAGCACCUUCUCUGGAUGCACAGCCUGAUGCCUGCACACUGAGUUGGAAAUGCGCUCUGAGACCGUAGCUGUGGCUCCUCUUGCCAAGAAUGUGGUGAUCUAUCGGAAUGGAGACCCCUUCUUUCAUGGCAGGAAGUUUGUGGUCAGUCAACGCCGCUUCCUGACCUUUGAGGCUUUUUUGAACGAAGUGACCAGCAUGAUCCAGGCUCCUGUAGCUGUCAGGAGCAUCUAUACCCCCAGGGAGGGCCAUCGAGUCACUGAGCUGGCAGAACUACAUAAUGGGCGCCAGUAUGUUGCGGCAGGCUUUGAGAGCUUCAAGAGGCUUGGCUACAUAAAGCCUGGAAUGAAGCAGCUAGGUGAGAAUCAGAAGAAAGUCAGCGCGCAGCGCUAUCCAGUCGUUUCUCGGAGGGCAAAUGUUUUGGAGCGAUGCAGGAGACAGGUGAACAUGCCCUGCAUUAUACAUGUUUUCCGUAAUGGGGACUUGCUCAGCCCUCCAUUUCGCCUGAUGGUUUCCAAGAGUGCCCUACAGCAGUGGAACACAGUCCUAGGCCUGCUGUCGGAGAGGGCAAACCUGCGCAGUGGAGCUGUCCGAAAGCUCUGCCAACUGAAUGGCGAUAUUAUUUCCUGUGGUGAUGAACUGAUGAGUGGGAACUACUAUGUGGCCGUGGGAACAGAGAAGUUCAAGAACCUGCCCUAUGUGGAACUGCUGGUGCCUGAAAAGAUUGUGCAUCGGUCUUUUCGAAACCACACCAAUAACAGAAGAAGAAACUGCAAUCGAGAACUUGGCAAACUCCACUUGGGUUCUCAAGGCGGCGUCAGUGACUCAGCACUCCUUGAAGCGCCCCAGCAGCUGGAUCUUUGGAGGGUGCGGUCUACAGGAGUUGCAGAGAAGGACAGCGGUCUAGGCUUUUCUCCAGCACCGCAUGAAAAAGCCAGGAAACAUCUGCACAGCGAAGAGAAGCAGGAAAGCAUCAUGUACACAAAGCCAGUUCGUGUUGGGCAAAUCAACUGGAACUCUCCUCAGUGGUCUGACCAAGAAGAAGGAAGCAUUUAUAAACCAAAAGGAGCAAGGAAAGAGAUGCAAGGUGCACAGGAAGUUGGGGAGGAUGAAGACACACAGGUGGAAUUCCCUGUUGACCAGAAAAUUGCAGAGAUGGUGGAAGAGGAAGUUAUGCCCCGAUCUAAACCACGGCAACCCAACAAGGUAAUGAACUCUCUUAGUCUGAAAGUGCAGAAGGCCCAUCAGAUUCAGCGUGCUGCUGGUGACUUGGGGGACGAAAUUCCACAACAGCCUGGCCACCGUCCAGCUAAGGGGAACUCUGCCAAAUAUGAGAAAUGA
Molecule: messenger RNA, 1411 nt
Organism: Heteronotia binoei (common prickly gecko)
Lineage: Eukaryota; Metazoa; Chordata; Lepidosauria; Squamata; Gekkonidae
Gene: DCDC2B
Product: doublecortin domain containing 2B
Exons: 11
Coding region: 122-1411 (429 amino acids)
Biological process (GO): intracellular signal transduction
Cellular component (GO): microtubule; microtubule organizing center
Source: RefSeq, a predicted model, not a curated record